Molecule: messenger RNA, 369 nt
Organism: Entamoeba invadens IP1
Lineage: Eukaryota; Evosea; Mastigamoebida; Endamoebidae
Exons: 1
Coding region: 1-369 (122 amino acids)
Source: RefSeq, a predicted model, not a curated record
AUGAAUAUGUCAACUGAACAACCACCACUAUCUUACCCACCUGUUGAGUCUUCUAAUUCGUCAUAUCAAAACGGGGUUCCACAGUACGGAACCACACCUUUGUUACAACAACCUCAUCCCACUUCUUCAGAUUACUCUCAAGAGGUUCAACAACAACUUCAAAAUAUAGAACCAGAAAAGAAGACUAAGCUAUCAAUAAAACUCCUGUUCUUUCUCGGGUUUAUCAUCCCGUUGAUUUGGCCCGUCAUCGUCGUCAUGUGCAUUACAAAGAAAAGUCUCGAGGAAAAACUCUGGGGAUAUAGGGCGCUCGCGGCUUUUGCGAUUUACUUUGGACUGGGGUGGUUUAUUGGGUUCUGUUGUGUCGUUUAA